Molecule: messenger RNA, 4094 nt
Organism: Morus notabilis
Lineage: Eukaryota; Viridiplantae; Streptophyta; Magnoliopsida; Rosales; Moraceae
Exons: 5
Coding region: 531-3272 (913 amino acids)
Biological process (GO): transcription by RNA polymerase I
Cellular component (GO): fibrillar center
Molecular function (GO): RNA polymerase I core promoter sequence-specific DNA binding
Source: RefSeq, a predicted model, not a curated record
AAAUUUAAGAGUCAAAAUGUUAUGAGCCUAUAUUUGGAGGGAAGUUUUGUAAUUAAUUAAAAAAAAAAAAAAACACAAACUAGCAAUCAGUCGAAGGAAAGCCAGACAAAUAGUCCGCCGUCUCCUACCUCCUUUCUCAGGCCAAUUCCCCCGUCUCCUCGAGUAUACCCGUUCCAAGCCUCUCCUCCUCCUCACUUGCCCCGCCACCGACCCUUCCCUUCCCUUCCCUCCCUGACUCCGUCCCUGCCGAGCCUUCUAAGUGGGCCCACCGCCCUUCUCCGCCGCCAAACUGCGGACGGCCGCAUCUUCACCCGCGAAGAAGCCAUCCGAAACCACAAGUUAUUCAUCAGAAACAAACGGGUCCACGUCUAGGUUAAAGUUUGAUUCCCUACGUGCAAACUCCAUCAGAGAGUCCGCGAAACAGUGACAGUGGGAGAGAGUUGUUACAUGUUCAGCUGUUAAUAAGUUUAUGACGGUCUGAAGAGCUUCCCAUUUAUGCUUUGAUAUUCAGUAGACUUUUACAUUCAGUAAUGAACUUUUCAGAAGAGUGGAAGUCAUUGUUUCCUAUCUCAGCCGUCUUCAAGUCUCCGCUCCUACUCUCAGGCCCUUCCGCCAGAACUAUUUUAGGCCCUCUUGUCUUCAACCCAAAAGAGAGUACCAUAACCUGUCUCUUCUCCUCCCCUUCUCUGUUGCCACCUUUCACUCCUCUACCGCGUCUCUCUUUCCCUCGCUUCCUCCUCACCUCUUCUGACGAUUCAUCUCAACUACCCUCCACUUCCUCAUCCAUUGCCUCCGUCUUUGGUCCCCACCAUUACCAAGACGAUGUUGCUUCCGCCUUCUCACACAAUCGGCUUCAGUUACUGCAUUGCCCUCGUACAGACAAGUUCAUUGUAUUCUUUCCCACUGGUGAUAAUGCGAAUCAAGUUGGGUUUAUGCUUUUGUCCAUUAAAAAUUCAUGCUUGGAUGUUAGAGUUGAUGAUAAUGGUGAAGCUUUUAUGGUGGACUGUGGGUCCAAUCACCAAAUUUUGAGGAUUUCAAUCAACCCUGUUGUUGAUUCGGGUUCUGCACUGUUGGCAUUGGGAGGCAAUUCAUCUGGCACUAUUGGGUAUUUGUUGGCUUCUACGAUGUACUCUGUUCAUUGGUAUGUUAUAGAAGUUAAAGAACUUGGUCUGAAUUUGCAUCCAAGUUUAACUUGUGUGGGUACUAAGGUUUUUAAGACUUGCUGCAUUGUGCAUGCUUGUUGGAGUCCACAUAUACUGGAAGAAAGUAUUAUUUUGUUAGAGAGUGGCGCAUUAUUCUUGUUUGAUUUGGAAUCUUGCUUGAAAACCAACACUUUAAGUCCUCAUUUUAAAGGAACUAGAUUGAAAGUAUCAUGGGAUGAUUCAAAUAAUUCGGGAGAUCUUAAGUGGCUGAGUUGUGAGUUCAGUUGGCAUCCGAGAAUUUUGAUUGUAGCACGUUCUGAUGCGGUUUUCAUAGUUGAUUUAAGGCUUGAUCUAUGCAAUGUGAGUUGUUUAAUGAAGAUUGAGAUGUUGCAUAUGUAUGCAUCAGUUGAAAAUGAACGGUUUCUUGCUUUGACAAGGGCUGGAUCUGAUGGUUUUCAUUUUGCUUUGGCUUCUGAUAGUUUGUUAGUUCUCUGUGAUGUACGCAAGCCAUUGAUGCCAGUUUUGCAAUGGGUUCAUCGUCUAGCUAAACCAUGCUACAUUAAUGUAUAUAGAUUGGCUGAUUUGAGGUCCAACUCGAGCGAUGACAAGUAUAAGAAGGCUUCUGAAUCAGGUUUUUGUAUCAUAUUGGGAUCAUUUUGGAAUUCGGAAUUUAAUCUCUUUUGCUAUGGGCCUUUACUAACUCCAAGUGGUACAAUUGUGUCCGAAGCAACAGAAUUUUGCAAAUCUUUUUAUGCAUGGGAGUGCCCUUCAGAAAUAUUAUUGUCAGGUAAUGAGUGCCACUGUGGAAGCUGUCUUGUAAAAGAAGAAUUUUUAAAGGAUGCUCUACCUGUAUGGAUUGAUGGGCAGUGCAAGAAAGAAGUAGUUUUGGGAUUUGGGAUUAUAGACAAAGACCUCUUUGCAAUGCAUUUUGAGCCAGAUGAACUAGGCGGUUUUAUGAUAGUAAGGCUCAUGUCUUCUGGAAAGCUGGAAUCACAAAGCUAUUCUGCCUCGUGGGAUUCUAUAAAAAUAUUGGAAGAGUCCCACAAAAAUUCGUCAAAAUUUGAAGAUAAUUUUGUGCGCUAUAUAGUUGACGAGGAAUACAAGUUUCCAAGAAGAUUUAAGCACCUCAAACUUGACUACCUCAAUGGCUAUCUGAAUUGUAAUCUUGAUGAAGUUCUUGCUUCAAAAAUGAAAAAUACUUGUGCAAGUUCUCGAGAAAAUGAAACUUUUGCCCCAGAAUUACAUGAGAUAUUGUGUGAGAAGUUGAAUGCAUGUGGGUUUGGUCGGUUAAGGUCUUCUCCUGAAGUUGCUGUUGUUUUUAAGGACAUCAGCUUGCCGUCAAUUAUACAUGAGGUUGCUUUGAGGAUAUUGUGGGCAGAUUUGCCCAUCGAAUUUUUGCAGCUGGCCUUCUCUAACUAUUCGGAAUUUCUUGAAGUGCUUGUGGACAGCAAGAGGGUCUCUUUAGAAUUUUUGGAUGUGCCAGACCUACCUCAAUUGCCUCCUUUCUUUUUAAGGACACCUUCACGUCGCAGCAAUAAAUGGUCACAAAAAGUGCCCCGUACUGAUAACCUUGUAGGUCCAGUACUUCCUCUUCCGGUUUUGCUUGCACUUUGCGAUUCUCAAAAUGGCCGUCUUGAGGAAGAAUCUGGUGGAUCUUCGGUGGAGGCAGAAUUUAGACAUCGCUGUGAUGAGGUCAUGCAAGUAGCAUGUGAAAUGGCUGGUUCAGAUCCUAGUUCAGAGAUUCAUGAUGAGCUUGCUGUCUCCCUUGCUGAUGACAAAGAAGAGACAUGGGCUGGCUCUCAAACAGCAAAGAAAUUUAUUUUACACCACCCGAGGGCACUUAAUUGCAGUGAUGUGGAGCAGACAGAAGGGCAAUCUGUUUAUAAAGAUGAGGUAUUCAGUACCUUGAUUUCCAAAGUACACGAGGAGGACAGUGCUGACAAUGUGGAGACUUUUGGGCCAGAACUAUUUGAUAGUCUUUGUCCCAUAAAAUUGAGGUUUGAUGAUGCUUCUGUUACGAAUUUUGGGCUGAAGGAAUUGAAGGCAUACAAAUUAUUGAAGAAACAAUUCUCAAAAUGGCAAGAAAACUGCGUUCCAGGGCUUGUCUCUUCAAGAGGCCAAAAGGGGUGAUUUUGAUUCCCUUUUAGCUGAGAGUAAGGUGGGUUUGGGAAGUCUGAGAAUGGGCUUAAUGCACUCCCAGAACUGCUUGGCUCCAUAGACCAUUCAGGUUGAGGUGCACACUGGACAAGCCAUUAGGCCUCACUUCUGUUAUGAAUUUUUGGCUGAAGGAACUGAAGGCAUACAGAUUAUUGAGGAAACAAUUCUCAAAAUGGCAAGAAAACUGCGUUCCAGGGCUUGUCUCUUCAAGAGGCCAAAAGGGGUGAUUCUGAUUCCCUUUUAGCUGAGAGUAAGGUGGGUUUGGGAAGUCUGAGAAUGGACUUAAUGCACUCCCAGAACUGCUUGGCUCCAUAGACCAUUCAGGUUGAGGUGGACACUGGACAAGCCAUUAGGCCUCACUUCUGUUAUGAAUUUUGGGCUGAAGGAAUUGAAGGCAUACAAAUUAUUGAGGAAACAAUUCUCAAAAUGGCAAGAAAACUGCGUUCCAGGGCUUGUCUCUUCAAGAGGCCAAAGGGGGUGAUUCUGAUUCCCUUUUAGCUGAGAGUAAUGUGGGUUUGGGAAGUCUGAGAAUGGGCUUAAUGCACUCCCAGAACUGCUUGGCUCCAUAGACCAUUCAGGUUAAUGCACUCCCAGAAUGGGUUUAAUCUAUAUUGUUGUGGACCAAAUUUUAUUUUUUGAUUGCUAUGUCUGCAAACUCUACAAUUAGGAAAGUAAAGUCUUCCAAAGAUAUCGGCUUAAAAGCCUCUAAUUCCUGAGAUGUAUACAUGAACAUUGCAACUGCUAUUGUAAAAAUAUAAAAAUCAAAGGCAAAAACACCAAAAAUUUGUCAUUCCU